ACCAAAGUAGUUUUUUACAGCCAAAACGCUCCUCCACCAACAGAACAAACCAAGUAGGGAAAUGGCACCUAAGCUACCAAACAGCAGCUAGAAAGGAACCUAUGCUGCAAGCUGGAGACAAAUAAGGAGAAACCAGGCAAGGUAGAAAAACAGAGGAGAUAACACUCAGACUAAGGUUCUGAAGAACAGCACUCAACAAUUGUGUUGUACUAAGCACAACCGGUGGAUUUUAGUUGUGCAUGGCAAUAAAUCAAUAUGCGGAAUCAAAGUUCAUCCUUCGUCAAUUUAUAUGUGAAAAAUUUAUUGCUCUUAAGUCAUACUAUUACAUAACUAAAGCUAUGGAAAAGACAUCAAGAAGAAAGAGGGAUUUAUAUAUUUCUUGGAUCAAAAUACAGGUAGUUGAAAGUUGGAUGAAUCGACUGGAUCAGGCACCAGAGGGGCACACACAGUUAGAACAAGUAAGAGUAUGCACUAAGAUCGGGAUAGAGUGCAUGGACUUGGACCCAAAGAAGAGACCAGUUGUGCAGCACAUAAUUGAUAGGCUUGAUAAAACAGCAAGAGCUGACUAUUCAUGCCAAACUGGCAUGAGCAGUUCACUAGCCGAGCUGCAGCCAAGCUUACUCGAGGAACAGUCUGAGAAAAUAAUUGGAAAGCUUGUAGCUGAGAGCCUUAUAAAGGAUAUCAAUGAACGCCCAGAAACGGAAGAUCACUGCCAGCAGGGUCAAGAAAAUGCAGAUCAAUGGUCAUUACGGGAAGCACAAGAUACGGAGCGAAAGGUUAACCGACCAGGAACAAGCAUUUUCGGCUCUAAAUCUAGCUUCUUGGAGAAGCUAAAAAACUUGAAUAUCUUUAGCAGGAAAGCACGCAGGAAUUUCGUGAGGAAUGGUGGCUCACACCUACAGAAUGUCAGGGGCCUAACGAUUUUCACAAAGGCGGAAAUACAGAAAAUCACAAAAAACAAUUCAGAGUUUCUUGGUACCGGAAGAUUUUGUAAAGCCUACAAAGGAACUCUUCCUGACAAUACCAUGGUGGCAGUUAAGACCUUUAUCACGCUAAGCAAUAAUAGUCUGAGGCGGGAGUUUGAGGUGAUAAUAGAAGUCCAUAAAGAACUGAUCCACAAGAACAUCCUCAAGCUCUAUGGUUGCUGCCCAGGGAUGGAUGUUCCAACGUUAGUGUUUGAAUUUGCUGCUAAUGGGAGCCUCGAGAGCAUUGUCCAUGGCAGUAAACAAAAACUUCCUUUAGACUUGCGCAUUGACAUUGCAAUUGGGUUUGCAGAAGGCUUAAGAUACAUGCACUCCUACGCAAAUUAUCCCAUGCGACAUGGUGAUGUCAGACCGAACAACAUAUUUCUCGAUGACAAGUUGACACCAAAAAUUGGAAACUUUGGGCUUUCGAGGCUUUAUAGUUUAGAGGAGAUGAGGCUACAGGCCUCUGAAUCAAGUGAUACACGCAACCAAUUGAUGCUGCAUAAUAUGGGUUACAUGGACCGAAAGUUCAUGCAAGAUGGACAUGUAACAUUAAAGAGUGAGGCCUACAGCUUUGGAGCUAUUCUCUUGGAACUCAUUACCAGGAAGAAGAACAUAUUUGAUGAAAACCGCAUCCUCGUCGAUGAGUACCGCAAAGUUUAUGAGAGAGAAAAGAGUGGACGAGCAAUGUUUGACAAGGAGAUUGCAACUGAAGACAAUAUGUUCGCCCUGGAAGAAAUUGGCAAGGUUGUAAUUGAGUGCCUGAAAGAAGACAGUAAGGAACGACCAGAUAUGACGGAGGUGACGGAACUACUUGUGAUGAUCAGGAGAGAGAGGAGGCUCGUUAAGGCACGCAAUAAGGCGAUUACUACUAGUGUUCCAUAUGUAUAGUGGGUGACCACAUUGUUCAACCAAAUGAACUAAAAAGAAUUCAAGUCAGGGUACCAAGGCCAAUUGCAUUCGUACGUGGAUUGUGUACACGCCGUCACAAACACAAAAGGACUUGAGAAUUUAUUUUAUUUUCUGUUCUUUUUUGAAAAAGAGGCUGAA
Triticum dicoccoides is the source of this 2015-nucleotide messenger RNA. Its product is annotated as putative wall-associated receptor kinase-like 16. Gene Ontology annotation, biological process: protein phosphorylation; cell surface receptor signaling pathway. The coding region runs from base 240 to 1856 and encodes 538 amino acids. Gene Ontology annotation, molecular function: protein serine/threonine kinase activity; ATP binding. The transcript is spliced from 2 exons. Gene Ontology annotation, cellular component: plasma membrane. The record is from RefSeq and is a predicted model, not a curated record. NCBI's taxonomy places the organism in Eukaryota, Viridiplantae, Streptophyta, Magnoliopsida, Poales, Poaceae.